Messenger RNA from Pseudovirgaria hyperparasitica, 1211 nucleotides. RefSeq lists its product as uncharacterized. NCBI's taxonomy places the organism in Eukaryota, Fungi, Ascomycota, Dothideomycetes, Acrospermales, Acrospermaceae. The record is from RefSeq and is a predicted model, not a curated record. The coding region runs from base 58 to 1071 and encodes 337 amino acids. The transcript is spliced from 3 exons.
GAACUAUUAACACUUUCUCCGAGUGCUGUUUCUCUAUAGCUAUUAUUCUACUGUAACAUGGUUUCUCUAGUACUAUUCACUCUCUUUACUUGCCUCCUUCGCCUUCCUCUAAUUACAGCGCUAAAAUAUCAUAUCGACUCCUCAUGUACCCAUAGGACAGGUGUCAGACCGUCUGUAAACGAAGCAAUAUACGCAGCACAGCGAACCUGGUCUCGUAUGGAAGGCUACACUGAGGAUGAUGACAUCAAACAUAUUCUAUGGCGUCUUUUCGGAAUUGAAACUCCAGACCAUCCUCUUUUUCUGCAUAUAUUAAGCGUAAUGCGCCGCAUGGGAGAGGCAACAGAAAUUGUAAAUGAGCCAUCUCAAGAAGAUCUAGUGACGCGCAUCUUCUGUGAUGAUGACAACCGCUGGAAAAAAUCGUCCGUUACAACAAAAAAAUACUACUUUUGGCAAACGACCUCAGACAUAUGGAUAGAUAUGACACCACAAUUCAGAUCCGUAAGAGGGGGUAUUACGAAUUACCUGUUCAGCCGUAGUACACCGCCGGACUGCACUAAUAAGGACAAAAGAGCUGUUGUCACCCUAUAUAAUAGUACGGAUGAGAUGUACAACAGCAUGACCAUCUGCGAGCCGUACAGUAGAAUGUCUGGUUUGACGUUAGAAAGGCUCGCAGAGGAUUACCCUGAUGAAAUACCACUUAGGGACAAUCGCGCCCCGAGUCCAAAGACAGUCUUUAGCAUGAUAAUACUCUACCAUUUACUGAACACGGCGGAGUUCAAAAAUUUAAUACAGCCUCUGCCAAGUGUCUAUCUUGAUUGGGAGCCAUGUGUGAUUAUGCCAGAGCGGAUGGCGGCAAGAAAUGUACAGAACUAUGCGUACCUUGCCAUGCUUGCAUUGUUAGGGGACUAUGGGCUAACGCUUCAUUAUCGUCCAGAUGAAGAUGAAGAUGAGAGUGAGUUCGAUAGUCCAGAAGAGUAUGACGACUAUCAAGAUCGAGGAACGCCCACGUUCGGAUAUUUAGUUAGAACCCCAUAUUAUGAACCGGGGGCCCCUUGGCCACCAAGGGACUGAUAGCAUCAAGAGAAAUCCUUUAUACCGGAGCGCCAGGCAGUAACACAGAAAAGAAGCACUCCACAAACUAUUUAGAUUAUUUUCCUUAUCAGUAUAAUGUAUGUUCUUAUCGUACACUUAUAAGAAAUAGUAUACCCGAC